Molecule: messenger RNA, 1266 nt
Organism: Psammomys obesus (fat sand rat)
Lineage: Eukaryota; Metazoa; Chordata; Mammalia; Rodentia; Muridae
Gene: Klrg2
Product: killer cell lectin like receptor G2
Exons: 5
Coding region: 28-1266 (412 amino acids)
Source: RefSeq, a predicted model, not a curated record
GCGAGUCUCGGGGUCUCUGCGCGCGCGAUGGAGGGGACCCGGGAAGGCUCUGGAGGCGGCCAGGCCGAGGUCCGGACCCCGGAGGAGUCCUUGGAAAGGACGGAAGUGGAGCAGCCUCAGGUCCCCGCGAAGGCGCCACAACCCGGGCUUCCCAACGGCAGCCCGAGCCCGGAGAGGGCCGGGGGAGAGGCGUCGGACGCGGAGCUGCAGGAGCCCUCGGAGGAGAAGCCUCAGCCUCCCGCCCUGCCCGGUUCCCCGCGCGCGCCUCCGCUCAGCCUGGGCUACGGCGCCUUCCGCCGCCUGGGUUCCUGCAGCCGCGAGCUGCCGCCGCCGAGCCCCUCGUGGGCCGAGCAGCCCCGGGACGGCGAGGCCGAGCUGCAACCCUGGGCGGCGUCGGGGGAGCCGGGGCCCUGGACGCCCGUGGAGCUGCAGGUGGACGUGCGCGUGAAGCCCGUGGGCGCGCCUGGGGCUAGUCGCGCGCCCUCGCCGGCGCCGUCCACGCGCUUCCUCACCGUGCCCGUGCCGGAGUCGCCCGCCCUCGCCCGCCGCUCGGCCCCCGCGCCCCAGCGGCUGCCGCGCGCCCCGUCACCGGGCUCCACGUGGGGCCGAGGCUCGCCGCUUGCCGCGACCGAGCGGGUCGGGCCGGCUGAGGCUUGCACGGCCUCCCCGGGCUCGCCCGCCUGCCGCUGCCGCUGCCGCUGCCAGGAGCCGGGGCUGACCAAAGAAGACACCGCGCUGCUGCAGCGCGCAGGCGUGGACAGCAAGAAACUGCCGCGGGCCAUCAGGCUCCUCGGGCUGUCCCUGUACAUGAAGUCCCUGCGCUGGGCUCUGGUGGUCAUGGCUGUGUUGCUGGCAGUCUGCACUGUAGCCACUGUGGCACUGGCCUUUAGAGGUGGAGCCAGGUGCCAGCCAUGCCCUCAAGGCUGGAUGUGGUUUCAGGAACACUGUUACUAUCUCUCUGAGGAAGCUCAAGACUGGGAAGGAAGUCGGGCAUUCUGCUCAGCCCACCAUGCCACACUGCUCCUCCUGAGCCACACCCAGGACUUCCUAAGAAAAUACCAGGUCACCAAGGGCUUCUGGGUGGGGGCCCUACGAGGCCCCGAAGGCUGGCACUGGACCAAUGGGGUCCCCUUGCCAUCCCAAAUGUUCCCGGAGGACAGUGAAGACCACCCAGACUUCAGCUGUGGGGGUUUGGAAGAAGGCAGGCUCGUAGCUCUGAACUGCAGCUCUCCCAGACCCUGGGUCUGUGCCAGGGGAACCAAGUGA